Messenger RNA from Naegleria fowleri, 4254 nucleotides. RefSeq lists its product as uncharacterized. Bases 1 to 4254 code for a protein of 1417 amino acids. Lineage: Eukaryota; Heterolobosea; Eutetramitea; Acrasida; Naegleriidae. The record is from RefSeq and is a predicted model, not a curated record. The transcript has 2 exons.
AUGGCAGCCUCAUUAUUGAAAGAGAAACAAUUGAGUUUUUGGUCCUCUCUCAUCAACCAAAACCAAAGUUUGAAAUUGCCAACAGAUUUUCCUCGAACAAUGAUGGAUGAGAAUGAGACCAACUCAAACACAAUUUUGCAAUACGAACAAUUGAAGGAAAUUAUUUCAUUAGAUGAUGUACUCUCCAGUCAGUCCUUUAAAGACAAGUUUUUACAAGUGACAGAUUCCGAAGCUCAAAAAUCGUUCACAAGAAACACUUUUGUAUUGUCUGUUUUUGCAUUACUUCUCGCUCGUUAUACCUAUGAAGAGACAUUUUUGAUUGGUAUUUUGCAAGAUGAAAACACAGAACGUGACUCUUUCAUCGUCUCUGCAAAUAUUCCAAUGCCAUCUGCUGACGAAGACACAUUUGAGGGAAUUUCCCGAGAAAAGUCGACCACGGAGUACAGUUUUAAAAAGUUAUUGUCAAACAUUCAAGGGGCUUUCAGUGACUCUGUUGGCAAUUUGUCACAAUUCGGAAAUGUUCAGAAUAUCCUUUCGGAGGUUGAACAAAAACAAGGAAAAGUGGAUACUACUCUUCUAGUUCAAGUUUCUUUCAGCUCGUACGAUGGCCCUUACAAUUUGGUCAACGCUUCCUCUUCUCCUUUCCCAAUCUCUAAUGUUGAUUUGCAUUUGCAUUUGGAUACUAAAACAAAUCAAGUGAGCAUUUCGUAUCAAACUAAUUUAUUCACAGAACUCAGAAUGCAAGACAUGUUGAAUCAAUUGAAGUUGGCUGCUAAACAACUUGUUUCAGAACCAAUACAAUCGAUUUUUGAUGUGUCACUUGUGACAGAAUAUGCCAAGACAGUCCUUCCACAUCCAGAUAAACCUUUGAAUAACGAUUUCUAUGGAGCAAUUCAUGAAGUAUUCCAAGAACAAGCAAAGAAAAUACCCCAACGAAUUACCAUGGUUGAUAGCAAAGAAUCUGUAACAUAUGAAACCUUAAAUAAGCUUUCCAAUCAAUUAGCUCGUCAAUUACUUGCCAAUGGAUUGAAAAGACAAGAAGUUGUCACCAUUUUUGGUCACAGAAGCUGCCCUGUAGUAUUGGCAAUUUUGGCUACAUUGAAAUGUGCAGCAGUUUUUAACAUGUUAGAUCCUGCUUAUCCAGCAGACAGAAUUAUUACUUGCUUGGAAGUGUCCUCUCCAUCUGCUGUCAUUUUGAUUGAAGCCUCUGGUCCACUUCCAAAAGAAGUCGUCAAGUACAUUCAAACCAAGUCCACUGUUCGAUUUGUGGUCUCUCUCAAAUCCAUUACAGAGAGUGUUUCUGAACAAAUCUAUGCGGAUUAUGCAGACACUGAUUUGAGCUCAGAUCCUGAAUGGCGUGACAAGGUACAAAUUACACAAGAUGAUUUUGCAGUGUGUACCUACACAAGUGGUAGUACAGGUAUUCCAAAGGGAGUUCUCGGUCGACAUGGACCUCUCACUCACUACUAUCCCUGGAUGAAGCAACGAUUUAACUUGAGUGAAAAUGAUGUCUUUAGUAUGCAAAGUGGUAUCAGUCAUGAUCCUCUCCAAAGAGAUAUUUCCACACCAUGGUUCCUGGGUUGUACCAUGUAUAUUCCAACCAAUGAAGAUAUUGUCAAUCCUGGUCGUCUUGCAGAGUGGUUUGAAGAAAAGAAAAUUACAGUGAGUUGUUUGACACCUGCCAUGGGUCAAUUAUUAACCAGUGCUGCCAGUAUUGCUACCACCAGCACUGGAGAACCUCUCAAAUUGAAUCAUUUGAGAUAUGCAUUCUUUGUUGGUGAUGUGCUCUCAAAGAAGUUUGUGAAACGUUUGUGUGACAUUUCUCCAAUUGUUCGAGUCAUUAACUUGUACGGCUCUACAGAGACUCAACGUUCUGUCACGUACUAUAUGGUUCCAAGACCUGGUGAAAAAUGUAUGGAAACAGGAAUUCCUUUCGAAAGAUUGAAGGACAUUAUUCCAAUUGGUAGAGGAAUGUUAGACGUUCAAGCAUUGACUCUCUCCAGAUUCACCUCACGAGACGACAAAUUCAUGUUGUGUGGAAUUGGUGAAAUGGGUGAAAUUUAUAUGCGUAGUCCUCACCUUUCACAAGGUUACAAAGGAAAGGAAAAGGAUACGAGAGAAAAAUUCAUUCCAAAUCCUUUCCUCACCACAGGAUACAUUGACAGAAUGUACAGAACGGGUGACUUGGGAAGAUAUCUCAUUAGUGGAGACGCUGAAUGCAGUGGAAGAGCCGAUGAUCAGAUUAAAAUCAGAGGUUUCAGAAUUGAAUUGGGAGAAAUUAACACAGCUCUCAAUAGCCAUGAAUUGGUCAAGGAAUCAGUGACCAUUGUGAGAGAAGAUUGUGUUCCUGGAACCAAUGAAAAACGUAUUGUCACCUACUUUGUUUUGGAUAAAGUAGAAAUUGAAAAGAGUACCAUUUAUGGAAACUAUUUUACCAUGGAAAGUGGUUUGAGAGCGAGUAUCAUCAAGACCAUCAUUAAAGACUUGAGACAAUAUUUGAGAAGCAAACUUCCAGAUUACAUGAUUCCAUCUUACUUUGUUCCAUUAGACAAGAUUCCAUUAACACCAAACGGAAAGAUUAAGAAACAAGAUUUACCAAGACCUGAAACGAGUGCUUCUACUUCCACCGAUCAACGACAAGACGAAGAAACCUAUGUAGCUCCAAGAAAUGACCUCGAACAACAAUUAGUGACCAUUUGGGGUGAAAUUUUACAAGGAAGUUCUGGUCAAGGAAUUGGUAUUCAUGACAAUUUCUUUGAUCUCGGUGGUCACUCCAUCAAUGCCACAACACUCACUUUAAAGAUUAGACAACAAGUGGAAGGAGCUUCUAAAUUACCGGUCGAAUUGUUAUUUAAGGCACCAACAGUGAGCGCCCUCGCUGUGGCCAUCGAACAAUUAAGAAGAACCUUUUUAUUGGCUGACUUUUUAAAGAAGACGAGUGCAAGAAUUUAUUGUCUCGUCAGAGCUGACAAUGAAGAAAAGGCCCGUAAACGUAUUUUGGAAAGUUUAUUGAGUUAUCACUUUUUAUGGACCUCCAAAGAGAUGGAUCAACAAGAAGAACGUGAAAGUAUGAAUUUAGUGAAUAAGAUGAAUUUGGCUGAAAUUGUGGAGGGACGUAUCAUUCCCGUCUUGGGAGAUUUAACAAAACCUUACUUGGGAUUAAGCCCUAUCAAGUUCGAAGAAUUGAGCGACACCAUUGACGUUAUUAUUCACAACGGUGCUGCGGUUCACUGGCUCUACAGCUAUGAAAAAUUGAAAGCUCCCAACGUGAAUGGAACCCGCGAGAUUCUCAAAAUGGCCUGUGGUGGUAAAAAGUUAACACCUGUGCACUAUGUCAGCACCACUUCUGUCUUUGAUUCGGAACAAUACAAGGAAUUUACUGAUGUCUAUGAAGACUCCUCAUUGCCCUAUCAUGAAGAUUUGACUGGUUAUCCUCAAUCCAAAUAUGUCGCUGAAAAAUUAUGUAUGAAUGCAAGAAUGAGAGGAUUACCUGUGUGUAUUUAUCGACCUGGUUAUAUUACUGGUCAUAGUAAGACUGGUGUGUGGAAUCCAGAUGACUUUUUAUGUCGAAUGAUUAAGGGAUGUAUUCAAAUGGGUUACUAUCCAGACAUGCCAACAAGCAAACUUGACAUGUCACCUGUCGAUUUUAUUUCAGGAGCUAUUGUGUACUUGUCGAGGACCAUGGAUAGUGUGGUAAAACAUCAAGCAUACCACUUGGUGAAUCCUCAUGAAUUCUUCUUUAAUUCAUUAUUCGAAACUGGUAGAAAAUUAGGAUUCAAACUUUUACCAUUACCAUUUAAGGAAUGGAAAGAAAAACUUUAUCAACAAACAGUUGAAAAGAAGGAAUUAAGCACUGGUGAAGAAGAAAAUGUCUUGUAUCCAUUAGUGACCUACUUUACUGAUGACUAUGAUCUCAAAAUGACUGCAAAACGUCCAUGGUAUGACAAUACACACACUUUGGAAGGUCUUGAAAAUUCGGGUGUCACUUGUCCAAAGGUGAUCGAACUCAUGACCACCUAUUAUCACUUUUUAUGUAAAUGUGGAUUUUUAGUGCCACCUGAAGAGCCAACAGAAUUGGCAAAGAAAUUUGGCUUUCACAAAAUUCCAGCCAAUAUUCAGAGAAAUCCAAAGACUUCCAUGUCCUCGUUGGAUCUCUCUGUCAUUCACUCGGAUGUGAAUUCGACCUUCAAUGAAUCUCCUUCUCCUACUUCGUUCAACUAUCAAAGUCUCAUGAGAAAUAAUAGACUUCAAUAA